AAGUCAAAUCUGCGAUACUAUAGUAUUAYUUUGCUAUUACAAGUGCCAUUUUUUUAAUCCAUAAAAAAUCUGAAAGACGUGAYAUCAGUUCGAACUGUCGCUAAGGCAGGUUUUAUUUGAACGAGCUCGACGCCAUGCUUUAAUUACUUCACAAAUACUGAAAAUAACAUAUGCUCUCAAGGGCUCUCCCCGGCUCGACAGGUCCGACGCUGGUCUCUACUGAAGAUGGUUCAUGAUAAUAUAUCUUUAUAGCAACCCUAACUGAAGAGAACAAGGUAGCAAGGUUGCGUGCAUCUACAAUCUUUUUCGGCUCAAGAAAUAAAGUAUUCAAAGAAAAGAAAAUAGCAUAUGGUCAAGGCCUCUUCCAGUUGUUUGGAAACGGCUACGUUGUCUUCUUACUGAAGAAUAUUACAAUCUUGAAGUAAAUAAUACAACAUCAGAACAGAAGAAGCAAGAAAGGUCGUUUAUACCUACAAAACGUCAGUUUUUGGUCCAAGGAAAGAGGUUUUUUAAGAUGUURCAGCAGAUAUUACUUUCUAUAAUGAUCUUUAUUGGAGUGGUCCUAACACCGAUCCCUGCGGUACAAGGCAAGAAAUCUUUAUAUAUUGGAGCAUUCUUUGGUGUGAAUGUAUCUGAUGGAGGUUGGAGCUCACAAGCUUUGAUCUACUCGCUUGAAUUGGCUUUACAUCAUAUAAAUAACGAUAGUACAAUACUGAAGGAUUAUCGACUGUGGUAUGAAUGGCGAGAUUCAAUGUGCGAAAGCGGCGAGUCAAUCCGUGCUUUGCUCAACUUGAUUGAUCACGACCCACAUAAGAUAGCGUUCCUUGGUCCAGGCUGCUCAGUGGCUGCAAGACCAGUAGCCGACUCUACAAGAUAUUUCAAAUCUGUUCAAGUAGGGUAUAGCAUUACAUCGCCAAUAUUUACAAACAUAGCUAAGUUUCCAUACGUGUUCCGCACUGCGCCUUCAGAAGCGAUGGAAAACCCAGCAAGAGUUUCUAUCCUGAAGCAUUUCAAUUGGAGAAAAGUAGCCGUGGUCACUCAGUUAAUGGACAUAUACACAAUGACAAGAGAAAAUCUACUUGGUUUGUUAGCGAUUGAAAACAUUACUCUUAUCACAUCGGAGGGAUUUCGAGACGAUCCGCUUCAAUUAAUCAAACUGCUUAAGGCGAAAGACGCUCGUAUCGUCAUUGGUCUAAUGUAUGAAGAUAGAUUUAGAAAGACAAUGUGUCACGCCUAUAAUGAAGGUUUCUAUGGUAAAAAGAUUGUUUGGAUGAUCGUUGGUUGGUACAGCCCUGAUUGGUGGAAAAGGACCGAUGACGUCACAUGUACGUCCGACGAAUUAAAACUAGCGUCUAGUAAUUUGAUAGAAACGGCCCCGCUGGAUAUUACAUCAUCUUCAGAACCACUGCACAAUCUUAAACAGAGCGCCAAGGACCUCAUCAAAGAAUUAAACAAAUUAAUGACAUCAAACAACUUUUCAACAAACCUGUACACGUCGUUCACUUACGAUGCUGUAUGGACCAUAGCACGCAUGCUCAACAAGUCCAUACCGCUGUUAGCAAAGCAUAACAAGACUUUGGAAUCAUUGACGUACAAGGACCAAACGGCGGUUGAUAUAUUUGUGAAGAUACUGCAUCAAACGGAUUUUAAUGGAAUGUCGGGUAGAGUUACAUUCGAUAAGUAUGGAGACAGACAGACAGUCAUUAAAAUAGUUCAAAACAAAGGAGGGAAUAAAAUAAACGUCGGAUUCUACAAUGUGCGAAGAGCUAAACUCAAUCUCAGCGAACCAGGAUUUGAUUGGCCAGAUGGUGUCCCUCCAAAGGCAGAAACAACAACAAAAAACAUGACGUACGCAGAGGAACCAGCUGUCACAAUCACUUUCAUUUCAUUAUCAACUUGUCCAAAUUCAUCAUUAUGUGUGAUUUCAGAUGGUGUCCCUCCAAAGGCAGAAACAACAACAAAAAACAUGACGUACGCAGAGGAACCAGCUGUCACAAUCACUUUCAUUUCAUUAUCAAGUCUUGGAAUUAUAUUCUGYUUGUUUUGUUUGGGUUURAACUACUGUUACCGCAAYCACAGGUAUAUUAAGAUGUCUUCACCUCAAUUUAACAAUGUGACCGUACUUGGCUGCUGUAUGUGUUACACUGAUGUCUUACUAUCGACGAUAACAGCCUCCGACUUGACUUCAUCUCAACAACUGAUAUGUGUGCUUCGACCGUGGUUUCUUUCGACUGGAUUUACGCUUGCUUUUGGAGGAAUGUUCGCAAAAACAUAUCGGGUUUACAAGAUAUUUACAAACACAGAGCUAAAGAUAGAGCUUGGACCGUUAGGCAACGCUACAUUGUUUGUUCGUUUAGCAGUUUAUUGGGUUGGUAGUAUUGGAGCACUGUUGACUUGGCAGAUCACCUGUCCCAUCACAAGCAAACUCGCUUUAAUCGAAAAAAAGGAGAUUGACAACGAAGACUUCAUCUAUUUAAUCAAUUUUCAUCGUUGUCACUCACUUUACUACAAUGAGUGGGUGACUGGCCUGCUGUGCUAUCAAGGUCUGCUGCUACUAUUUGGAAUGUUUCUCGCUUGGGAAACGAGACAUGUUGAGCAUCCUGCAUUAAACGACUCCAAAAGCAUAGCCUUAGCGGUGUAUAAUGUGUUYAUAUUUUCUGCAUUGACGAUACUAACAGAGUUCUUACUAACGGAUAUUCCAACCAAGCUGAUUCUAUCGCGGAUAUCAGUGUACRGUUGUUCGACGUCUACGAUUUGCUUCUUAUUUGUACCAAAGAUUUAUCAUAUCAAGAAUGGUAAUCGCGUAUCCGCCGUGAGUUCAUGUCAAGGUCGCAGCCAAAAUACGGCCCAUGAUCCUUAUCGCAGUGACGUCAAUGGAUGACCUUUUAUGGRAGUAGGACAUAACUACACACGUUCCAGACUCCGCGGUUCUCUAAACGGCAUAGGUAUCCCACGCGUUCAAUUCACAAGCGGUGCUCAUUCGUUUUUGCGCAUGGUAGACUUAGKAAACCAAGAGACURUUACAGAAAGCACAGGAACCCCAAAAGAACACAGMAAACCCACGUGUGCACGGAUGUUCGUUGGAUAAYAUUGGCMUUCUCUUUAUUUUGGGUUAGGUUGGAAAGGMCCUGGAUUUUAACCCAAAAAUUGAAAAUUUCGCGCUUUAUAUUAAGAACGGUUCUUUAAAACGUUCACUUCCAAUCGUUAUGAWACUAGACUAACGUUGUGAUAUUGGCCAUUUUUCUUGGCCAAGUUUUGCAAGGUCGUUAUAUUUUGAUUAUAGAAUGACACUUCCAAUUCAAUUUCWAUUUCCUUUUUAUUUAUCGUUAUAAAAAAUACUUCUCCUUCGGUCACGUG
Messenger RNA from Exaiptasia diaphana, 3357 nucleotides. Its product is annotated as gamma-aminobutyric acid type B receptor subunit 1. Gene Ontology annotation, molecular function: G protein-coupled GABA receptor activity. Gene Ontology annotation, cellular component: G protein-coupled receptor heterodimeric complex; membrane. Gene Ontology annotation, biological process: gamma-aminobutyric acid signaling pathway; G protein-coupled receptor signaling pathway. The coding region runs from base 515 to 2881 and encodes 788 amino acids. The transcript has 17 exons. The record is from RefSeq and is a predicted model, not a curated record. Lineage: Eukaryota; Metazoa; Cnidaria; Anthozoa; Actiniaria; Aiptasiidae.